Molecule: messenger RNA, 327 nt
Organism: Linnemannia hyalina
Lineage: Eukaryota; Fungi; Mortierellomycota; Mortierellomycetes; Mortierellales; Mortierellaceae
Source: the annotation of a GenBank genome assembly
AUGCUCGCCAAAUUUGCAUUCGCUCUUCUCGCUGCUUCUUCCCUCGGGUUUCUCGCAUCCCAGGCAGAUGCAAAGAAGUACUCCCAGGCGUACGAUUGCUACAUUGUCAUAGGAAAGAUCCAGCGCUGUUACGACGGAUCGGCCAAGGAUCUAACAAGGUGCUCAAUCUCGUCUCGCUUGCCCUCUGACCAGACUUAUUACGCGCCUCGGUCAAUUGGUGGACAGACGUAUCCCUUUGGCACGUCGGUGGUGACUCUGCAGACUGUCGAUGGCACCUAUGAGAAGGUUGAUGUUGCGACCUUCUUUGGUGUCUGCGAGGGUCAAUGA